Molecule: messenger RNA, 1703 nt
Organism: Funneliformis mosseae
Lineage: Eukaryota; Fungi; Glomeromycota; Glomeromycetes; Glomerales; Glomeraceae
Source: the annotation of a GenBank genome assembly
GGUUGGCAUAUGCAAUCGAGAAACGUGAAAAUGAAAUAGAUGCAUCCGGAGGGCGUUUCAUAACUAAAUUCUAUGGCCCAUUGUUAGCCGCAGGUUUAUUAACAUUUAAUAUACUUAUAAUACUGUUUGGAGCUCUGGUGCUGAGGAGGAUCACUCAACGUCAUGGAAUGAACAAAAGUUGCACUUUUUAUGAUAUCUAUUCGAGUGAUUCAAGUGAUUCGAGUAAUUCGACGGACUCGGUUGAGAGUAAUCCUUCACCUGAUAAUUACAAUGAUAAAGGUCGAGAGAUUUCUGAGGAACUUUUUAAUGACUUUGAUAGUGAUGGUGCGAAUGAUAAAACCGAAAAAUUUAUUGACGAGUAUCAUGAAAAUCAUGAAUGUCACGAAGAAUAUGGUACAAACAAAUCUACACCACCAGACAACUCAAUUGAAACAAUUCAAUCGACUCAAGUAUCGAUGCCACAAACGAAGGCUCAGAGAUCAUCUUUACACUCCAACUCAACAAUGCUGCGGAUUAACUCAAUUAGAACAAUACCGAUUUCAUCCACCAACUCACACAUAAACUCAGAAAUACCACAAGCAAGGAUAGCAAGAACUGACUCCAACGCAACAUCGCCGCGGAUUAGCUCAACUCAAACAAUGCCGAUUUCACCCAUUCACUCACACACUAAUUCAGCAAUAUCACGAACUGAGACAACUCGAACAGACUCGAUUACAUCCUCUAACUCGUAUAGCUCGACCCAAGUAUCGAUGCCACGAACGAUUGCUCAGAGAUCAUCUUUACGCUCUAACGACGCAACAUCGCCACGGAUUAGCUCAAUUCAAACAAUGCCGAUUUCGCCCAUUCACUCACACACUAACUCUGCAAUAUCACGAACUGAGACAGCACGAUCGGGCUCGAUUACAUCCUCGAAUUCGUACAGUUCAACUCAAGUAUCGAUGCCACGACCGAUGGUUCAGAGACCAACAUUACGCUCCAACGACGCAAUGUCGCGGGUUAGCUCAAUUAGAACAAUAUCGAAUUCGCCCAUUAAUAAUUCAGCAAUAUCACGAACUGAGAAUGCACGAACCGACUCGAUUACAUCCUUUAACUCGACCCAAGUAUCGAUGCCACGUUUACACUCCAACGCAACGUCGCCACGGAUUAGCUCAAUUCAAACAAUGCCAAUUUCGCCCAUUCACUCACACACUAACUCUGCAAUAUCACGAACUGAGACAGCACGAUCCGGUUCGAUUACAUCCUCGAAUUCGUACAGUUCAACUCAAGUAUCGAUGCCACGACCGAUGGUUCAGAGACCAACUUUACACUACAACUCAGCAAUGUCGCGGGUUAACUCAGUUAGAACAAUACCGAAUUCGCCCAUUAACUCACACACUAAUUCAGCAAUAUCACGAGCUGAGACAGCACGAACCGACUCGAUUACAUCCUCUAACUCGUACAGUUCGACCCAAUUAUCGAUGCCACGGGCGAUUGCUCAGAGACCAUCUUUACACUACAACUCAACAUCGCCGCGGAUUAGCUCAAUUAGAUCAAUUCCGAAUUCGCCCAUUAACUCACACACUUUCUCAUCAAUAUCACGAACUGAGACAGUUCAGAGACCGAAGAAUUCAACCAGACGAACUAGAUCAGUUCAAUUACCAGCUCCUGUUGCGCGUAUUGAACGUGGACCUGAGAAAAGAAAAGUUUAUUAUUCCUACAUAUAA